Messenger RNA from Camelina sativa (false flax), 816 nucleotides. RefSeq lists its product as uncharacterized. Gene Ontology annotation, molecular function: nucleic acid binding; zinc ion binding. The record is from RefSeq and is a predicted model, not a curated record. NCBI's taxonomy places the organism in Eukaryota, Viridiplantae, Streptophyta, Magnoliopsida, Brassicales, Brassicaceae.
AUGGGCAUGGAAACUUUUGGUGGAAAGUCUAAUCCUAUUGAUGCUGACAACUGGAGGAAGAGAUUAGAGAGGAAUUUGGAUAACACUAGGUGUCCACAUGAGUAUCGUAGGGACUUGGCGGUGCAAUAUCUGAAGGAAGAGGCACUGGUAUGGUGGGAAAAGGUGGUAAAACAAGCACAAGGACGGUAUGAGCUGACUUGGGAGGAUUUUAAGACCGAAUUCUCCAGGAAGUAUUUUCCUAGAGAGGCUAUGGAUCGUAUGGAGAAUGAUUUUCUGGAGCUUCGUCAAGGCUCCACGACGGUGCGGGACUAUGAUAGGGAGUUUGAUCGACUGAGCAUGUUUGCUGGUAGAUUCAUGAAUGAGGAUGAGUUGAUUCGCAGGUUUCUGAGGGGUUUGAGGAUUGAGCUCAAGAAUCGAUGUGAGAUGUACGACUAUCACAGUAAGAUUGAACUAGUGGAAAAAGCUGCUAAUUUGGAGAUCGGGUUGGAAAAGGAGAUGAAUCAAAACAAAGAAGCACAUGCAAAAGCUACAAAGGGGACAAGCUCUAGUAAGAAGACUUGGGAUAACCAAAUUGAUGGACCAAUGCAGGAUCAAGGACUAGCGUGUGGUACUUGUGGAAAGUCACACCGUGGAGUUUGUUGGAUAACUUUAGGAGGUUGCAUGAAGUGUGGUGAGUUGGGGCAUAAAAGGGAGAACUGUCCAAAAGGUGUUGAUCAUUGCCAUAAGUGUGGGCGACUCGGCCACUAUGCCAACAGAGAUGAAGAGCAAUUGCCACCAUCACCAAAAAGAUUAGCCUUGGGGAAACGGCUAGAUUGA